AUGUCUCUGAGGUUUUUACAGCUUCAUAAACAAAAGACGGAGAAAGAGAAGGCUCGAGCCACACAUGUAGAGGACGGCAAGAAUCGAAAACUUCUGGACCGAAAAGCAGGUGCCUGUCACUCAGCCUCUGACAGACACGGCGGCUGUGGGAACACUGGACAGGGCCAUCCGGGGUCUCCAUGGCCCAACACGGGGGUCUUUUAUGGGUUCAUCAGCCCAGAAUCCCCCCCUCUUGGAGCAGACUGGCACAUGAAUGGAGAGAUCAUGUCGGAGCAGGAGAUGGACCCCUGA
Molecule: messenger RNA, 291 nt
Organism: Knipowitschia caucasica
Lineage: Eukaryota; Metazoa; Chordata; Actinopteri; Gobiiformes; Gobiidae
Source: the annotation of a GenBank genome assembly